UCAGAUGGAAUGGCAGAUCCUGCUAGUUAUGGGAGUCUUGAACGUGAUAUUGAACAAACACUCACUGCUUUAAAGAAAGGAACUCAAUUGAUAAAGUACAGUCGAAAAACGAAGCCGAAAGUUCGUUCAUUCAAACUUUCUCUGGAUGAGAAAACGUUGAUUUGGAUUUCUCAUAAGAAGGAAAGGCAUUUGAAAUUAUCUUCAGUUUCACAUAUUAUCUCUGGACAAAGAACUGCUGUUUUUAGAAGAUAUUUGCAACCAGAAAAGAAUUAUCUUUCAUUUUCUCUUGUUUAUAAUAAUGGGGAGCGAACACUUGAUUUGAUAUGCAAGGACAAAGAUGAGACAGAGACAUGGUUUAGAGGCCUUAAUACAUUAAUUUCUUCGGAAAAGUUAAAUACGAGCAUUGUAAGGGAAUUUUUUUACGAUGGUGUUAAUGUCAUCCCAAAUGGUCAUCGUUUUGCUGCAACACUACAAUAUGCUAUAAGCUUUGCUGGUAAAAAGGUCCCUUUUGGUUUUGAUAGUCAUGAGUCUUCAUUGAAUUUGGUAAGUACAGAUGUGGGGUUAGAGCGUGCUAAUAUGCAACCAAGAACAAGUAUUGGAGAUGGUUUUCGUAUCAGUGUGUCAAGUACACCUAGUGUUUCAAGUUCAGGAUCAGGACCAGAUGACAUAGAAUCACUAGGUGAUGUUUAUGUAUGGGGAGAGGUUUGGGCAGAUGGGAUUUCACAUGAUGUUUUUGUUACUCAACCCCCUGCUACAACAGAUGUAUUGAUUCCCAAACCAUUGGAGUCAAGUGUUGUUCUUGAUGUUCAACAGAUUGCAUCUGGAAUGCGACACAUUGCUUUAGUAACAAGACAAGGAGAGGUUUUUACAUGGGGAGAAGAAUCUGGGGGGAGACUUGGUCAUGGAAUUGAUAAAGAUUUUAGUCGUCCUCAUCUUGUUGAGUUUUUGGCAGUUACCAACAUGGAUUUUGUUGCUUGUGGAGAGAAUCAUACAUGCGCCGUGUCUACUUCUGAUGAUCUUUUCUCAUGGGGUGAUGGUACUUAUAAUGUUGGACUUCUUGGACAUGGAACUGAUGUCAGCCAUUGGAUACCAAAGAAGGUUAGUGGUCCUCUGGAAGGGCUUCAAGUUAUAUCUAUAUCAUGUGGCACAUGGCAUUCAGCAUUAGCAACUUCUAAUGGAAAACUCUUUACCUUUGGUGAUGGAACAUUUGGUGUAUUGGGUCAUGGAAAUAGACAAAGUGUAUCAUAUCCAAAAGAGGUGCAAUUGCUAAGUGGAUUGAAAACUAUCAAGGUUUCAUGUGGAGUAUGGCAUACUGCAGCCAUUGUAGAGGUUACUUUUCAAUCUGGUUCAAAUGUUUUAUCCAGAAAGCUUUUCACUUGGGGAGAUGGUGACAAAUACCGUUUGGGACAUGGAAAUAAGGAAACAUACCUUCAACCAACUUGUGUCUCUACACUUAUUGAAUACAACUUUCAUCAAAUAGCUUGUGGGCACACUAUGACUGUUGCCCUCACUACAUCUGGUCAUGUCUUCACCAUGGGAAACACUGAAAAUGGUCAAUUGGGAAAUCCUUUAGCUGAUGGAAAAGUACCUAUCCUAGUACAAGAUAAGUUAGUGGGUGAAUUUGUUGAGGAAAUAUCAUGUGGGUCACAUCAUGUUGCAGCCUUAACAUCAAGAAGUGAACUGUAUACAUGGGGUAAAGGUGCUAAUGGAAGACUAGGACAUGGAGACAUAGAAGAUAGAAAGUCUCCAACAUUGGUGGAAUCCUUGAGAGAUAGACAUGUGAAGAAUAUUUCAUGUGGCUCAAACUUUACAUCUUGCAUAUGCAUUCAUAAAUGGGUGUCUGGAGUUGACCAAUCUAUUUGCACUGGUUGUAGACAACCAUUUGGAUUCACUAGAAAGAGACAUAAUUGUUAUAAUUGUGGAUUAGUGCAUUGUCAUGGCUGCAGUUCAAGAAAAGUACUAAAAGCAGCCUUGGCUCCAACACCAGGAAAACCACAUCGUGUGUGUGACUCUUGUUAUAAUAAACUCAAAGCUGUUGAAGCAUCUGCUACUGCAAAUCUCAAUAGAAAAAUUACUGCUACUACUUCUGCACCUCGCUCUUCCAUGGAUUCCAGGGAAAGAUUUGGCACUGGAGAAAUUAAGUCUUCAAGACUCAUUUUGCCUCCAAUCACAGAACCAGUAAAAUAUCAUCAAAUAUUGACUAAUAAGCUGGGAACCAAUUAUCCUUCCAUGUCUCCAUCUUCCCAAAUUCCAACACUUCUACAAUUGAAUGAGAUUACAUUUUCAAAUUCAAUGAAUUCCUCUCAAAACGUUAUGAAGUCUGCUUUAUCUCCUAAUCCGCCACCAAUUUCACCUGCAAGACCAUCGUCUCCUCAUACAAGAAGGUCAAGCUCACCACGUUCUCGAACAGGAUUUUCUAGAAGUCUCAUUGAAAGUUUGAACAAGUCAAAUGAACUUCUAAAUCAACAAGUUUCAACGCUGCAAAACCAGUUACGAAGUUUGAAGCAAAAACAAGUCAUGGAAAUUGCAAAGCUUCAGAAAAAUGUUAGGGAAGCUACUUCCUUAACCCUAGAGGAAUCUUCUAAACAUAAAACUACGAAAGAGUUUUUUAAGUCUACUGUAGAUCAGUUGAAGGAAAUGGUGGAGAAGUUGCCACCAGAAGCUUCAGAUAGUGAAAAUUGGAAAACCAUACUUACUGGAGCUGAAGAUUUUCUGAGAGUUAAUUCAGAAUCUGAAAUGCCCUCCAUAUCCCCAAGUGACAAUUCUCUACAACAAAAUGCUCCUAAUAAACUUGACUCAAAUGAUAGUUCUUCUAAAUUGCAAGACGAAAAUAGUGAAACUGAAGGAGUUGAAUCGUCAUCACGAGAUGAAGGAAAUGUUCUUCAAGAAAGUAAUAACUCAUAUUUAUCAAAUAAUGAAGCAUCAAUGUCUUUACAAAACUCUCUAAGAGAACCUUCAAGAUCAAUGAGAGAAGGAGAAACACAAGUCAUUGAACAGUUUGAACCUGGUGUAUAUGUAACAUUAAUAGUAAAGCCUAAUGGUAUCAGGACUUUCAAACGAGUUAGAUUCAGUAAACGAAGGUUCCAUGAACAUCAAGCAGAAGAAUGGUGGAAUAAAAACAAAGAUAGGGUGCUUAGGAAAUAUAGUACUUUAGCAGCUACAAAAGCUGAUGGUUCUGCGUCAUCUAACACGCUACCACCACCUGCAGAAGAAAAUAUGGAGGCAAUGUCUUCUUGA
Molecule: messenger RNA, 3237 nt
Organism: Vigna radiata var. radiata (mung bean)
Lineage: Eukaryota; Viridiplantae; Streptophyta; Magnoliopsida; Fabales; Fabaceae
Product: PH, RCC1 and FYVE domains-containing protein 1-like
Exons: 9
Coding region: 10-3237 (1075 amino acids)
Molecular function (GO): metal ion binding
Source: RefSeq, a predicted model, not a curated record